This is a messenger RNA of Symbiodinium pilosum, 3567 nucleotides long. The record is from the annotation of a GenBank genome assembly. NCBI's taxonomy places the organism in Eukaryota, Dinophyceae, Suessiales, Symbiodiniaceae.
AUGGAGCAGCGCCUGGAUGCCGAUGAGCUGUUUGGGCCAGAAGACUCGGACGACGACGUCCUGGUGGAGGAGGACCCUGGACACCAAAACGAGGCUGCAUCAGUACUUGGAGCCCUGGGUGUUCAUGUCCGAGAUGCCCGGGAUGUGGAAAGCCGCGUGGUCGACAGCUGCGAUGCCAAGCUUCAGCUGCCAUCAAAGAUGGCCGAACUGACAAAGGUGGACCGGCAAAUUGAGGGCCUUCUGAAGAGUGCGGAGAAGAGGGAGGAUUCCAUCCCAGCGCUGCAGCAUGCGUUAGAAAAUCGAGAGGCCUUGCAGAAGGAGGUCCUGGACCUCGAGGAGCGUGUAGCCAGCGCUGCAAUCUCCGACCGGCCCCAGGAAAGCCGCAAGAUGUGGCAAAAAUUGAAGCCGCCUACGCUGACCGGCAUGGACUUGGAAGAGCAGUCAGCACUGGAGAAGGCAGGAAAGCGUCCCGCCGUUGCUGCUGCUUACGCUGCAGUGGAGCACGUGGGGCGGUCUUCUUCCUCUUCAAGCUCCGGGCUGCAAAGGGCAGCUUCUGGUCAGAUCCAGCAGCGCCCAAAUGCGCAGAAUGCUCCUGAGAAACGCAAACAAAGCCAGGGUCCACCUGGGGCCGCGGCCAGGACCGCGCCCCAGCUCCCCUUGGCUGACACGCAGCCAAGGGACAAGAAAGCCUUUGACUGGGAUGCAGUGGAGCCCAAAGAGGAGGAGGGCAAUCGAGCAGAGAUCCCGGCAGUCGUGUCCCUGCCCCGUGGGCAGAUCGAUGUCAAUCGACUGAAACCACGUGCUGCUCAAACCCAUAGCGUUUGGAAAGAAAACAACCCUGCAGAAUGGCAAGCCAUGCAGAAGCAGGGAGAACUGGUGUCUCCCAAUGAAAAUCUUUUGCGCAAGCGUAUCCCGGGUGCUAAGCGAAAGAACGACGCAGCACCCGCUGAAGCAAAGAAAGCUCGCCGGGAUGACGUAAAUGAAAGCGUCUAUCAGCGGAGACAGGAGAGGUUUAACCCUGGCAAAUCUGCUUCAGUCUCCUUAGUGCCAAAGCAGCAGUUAGACGAGAGCGGGGUAGCUGUUUGCAAGCCCGAUCCAGAGAGCAAGGCUCGUGCAGCUGGGAUGCAAGAAGACAUCCAGGUGUGCGAAGGUCUGCGUAGUCCCAAGUGGCUCUGGCAAGCGCUGUAUCCUUACCAGCAACGCUGUGUUCAGUGGCUAUGGGGCCUGCAUCGAGAUAAGAUGGGAGGUAUUUUGGCUGAUGAGAUGGGCCUGGGAAAGACAGUGCAGAUCAUUGCAUAUUUGGCGGUGCUGCAUCACUCUGGGGUGCUGCAGAACAUGAAGGUGCAGAACACCUCUUUGGGGGCUGCAAGUGCUCCAAGCACUGGGGGAGUCCUGAUAGUUUGUCCUGCCACGCUCAUCAGCCAGUGGAGGAAUGAGAUUCACCUGUGGUACCCGCCGCUGCGCGUUUGCGUGAUGCAUCAGCUGAACGAGGAGGACCGGAAAGAAUCUAUCAAGCAGGCCAGUUCCCACCAAGGGGUCCUCAUCACAUCAUAUGAGACGAUGCGGAUUGCGAUCGAUGCCUUGCUGGAAGCGACCUGGGUCUUGGUCAUCCUUGACGAAGGUCAGAAGAUCCGAAACCCGCAUGCCAGCAUCACCAUCGCAUGCAAAAGGUUUAGCACUGCCCACCGGAUCUUGCUGUCUGGCUCUCCGAUCCAGAAUAACCUCCAAGAGCUCUGGUCGCUGUUUGACUUUGUCUGUCCUGGCCGCUUGGGCACACUUCCUGUCUUCACAGAGGAGUUCGCACAGCCGAUCGAGAAUGGAAACCUGAUGGGCGCGACUGAGGUCAAGAUAGCCGCAGCUUACCAAUGUGCACUAGCUCUUCGGGAGCUGACGGAGCCAUGUAUCCUUCGGCGGACUAAGGCUGAAUGCAUGGAUGUGCUGAAGUUGCCCACGAAGCAGGAGCAGGUGCUCUUCUGCCACCUCACUGCCGAGCAGUAUCACCUCUAUGUUCAAUUCCUUGAGACGGAGCAGGCUCGAAGGGCAAAGGCGGCCUCAACGGACAGGAAGGCCCUUGGUGCCGUCUUCUUCGCCCUUAGCGUUCUCCGGAAGCUGUGCAAUCACCCAGAUCUUCUCUUGAACAGUCAUGAGGACAAGGACGAGAACGGGGAGGAGCUCUGGAGUUUUCAGAAGUCUGGCAAGAUGAAGGUCUUGGCAGAAAUUCUCAAGCUGUGGCAUCGCGAUGGGCACCGCGUCCUGAUCUUUGUGCAGACUGUGCAGAUGCUGGAGAUUCUGGAGUUGUGGAUGAGCCGGGUCGGCUACACACAUUCGCGGAUAGAUGGCAAGACUCCCGUCAAGCGCCGCUUGAAGCUUAUUGAAGACUUCAAUGAGAAGAACGAUCUCUUUGCAAUGCUUCUGACCACACGCGUGGGAGGGGUUGGCUUGAACAUCAUUGGAGCGGACAGGGUCUUGAUCUUCGAUCCAGAUUGGAACCCGAUGACUGAUGUGCAGGCACGCGAGCGCGCCUGGCGCAUCGGUCAGAAGAAGGAGGUGUCCGUCUACAGACUGGUGCUUACUGGCACCGUGGAAGAGAAGAUCUACCAUCGCCAAGUCUACAAGCACUUCUUGGCGCAGAAGGUGCUUCAGGAUCCCCGCCAGAGGCGCUUCUUCAAGUGGAAUGACAUUUCGGACCUUUUCGAGGUGCCUCCGCCGCCGCCAAACGUGACAAAGAUGGAUGUCCUGGCACUCAAGAAGAAGUAUCAAUCAGCCUUUGGCAAGCUCGACAAGUUUGGGGACGUGGGCGAAUUCGAGGUUGAAACAACUGAGAUCAUGAAGGCAGUUUCAGACCUGCCCAUGAAGGAGCAGCAUAACACCAGCAAGAGCACCAAGGAUGAGAGCAAUGCAAUCCUCCAGACGCUGUACGACGCGCAAGGGAUUAAGGCCAGCUUUAACCAUGAUAAAGUGGAGCAGACGUUGCUGGAUCGAAAACUUGUGGGGCAGAGCGCCAACCUCGUUGCCCAGCGUGCUCUCGACGCCCUGAAGCGCUCCUCACGCGAGCGCUCAGCGCAUCACAUCAGUGAGCCAACCUGGACCGGACAGCGGGGUCGAGCGGGGGCUACGGUCAAGCAGGAGCGCGAAGAGAAGAUUAAGAUGUCCAAGGUGCCAGCCAGCACUCGCACCGCGUCAGCAGACAUCCUCCAAGGCCUGCGGCAGCUUGCAGCCAUCCGGGGCAUGGCUGCCGGUAAGGAGCCCCCACCAAGUGGCACGGCGCCUGAGGUACCGAAGGCUUUGGAAGAUUCGAACUGCAGUGGCUUGCCUCUGGAGCUCUUUGACUCUGACAGGAGCAUCGCGGAGGAUAUACUGAAGGUUUUUCAGGACAAGAGCGUGGCGGGCGCUGGCCAUUCUCUGACUACUGGGCAGGUCUUGGAGAAGUUAGCCGUCAAAAUUGCUUCUCACCACAACGACCUCUUCAAGUCCUUGCUCAAGCAGAUGUGCGUUCUCACAAGGUCCAAGAGCAAGAACAGUCCUGGAUACUGGACACUCCGCAAAGAGUUCUGGCCACGAAGAUGA